AUGGCCAGCCUUGAUGAUCACUGUGCUCAGCCCCUGGAACAUGAGGCUUAUGCACUCAAUAACCAGGGUGAAGCCGGGAGACCCGAGAUACGUCACCUCUGCAAGUCCAUCUUCCGUGAGUUUGGAACGGAGGUCUUCCUGGGCGCUUACGUCCGUGUUAAAGGUGGCAUUCGCAAACACACCAGAGACUACCCUGAGCUGACGAAGCUGCUUACUCGCUUUCUGUCACAAGAGUUUCCGGGAGACUCUUUCCUUGCGAUCAGUUUGGCACUGGACAAAAGCAUGGAGCCCCACAAGGACCUUCAGAACUCCACUUUGCCUAGUCUCUUGUGUAAUGUCUCAGAUGAGAGCCUCGGCGGCACUUGGAUUGAGCAUCCUGAAGGCAAGAUUCCCCGGCGAUGCCAGGAUGGGAAAACGAGGCUGGGCUGUGUCUAUCGCGGGCACAGAUACCGGUUAAGCGCCAGUAAGCUCUGGCACGCUCCUUUCACUGAGGGGGAGGGCAGGAUCAUGCUCAUUGGCUGGGUCCCAGCUGGCUGGCAAUGCCUGUCACCGGAGGACCUGCGGCAGCUGCACUGUUUGGGAUUCCGACGGCCAGGGCCUGAUGCAGAGGCUACCAGUGCCCUCUCCCUCUGGAGGGGUACUGGACUGGUCCAAACGGACCUGCAUCGCUUCGGGAAACGACCAGCCCACUUGGGUGCACCCCCAUCUUGGCGCCUGGGUCAGCUUAAGGUCACCACGAGCCCGCUGCACAUAUGCAUGUCAUCAGAUGAGGAAGCAGAAGAUGCAGCAGGUCUUGCACGCAUUGAUGGAGAGGCGGAAUUUGUUAUUUGUAUAGACUAA
Molecule: messenger RNA, 840 nt
Organism: Symbiodinium sp. CCMP2592
Lineage: Eukaryota; Dinophyceae; Suessiales; Symbiodiniaceae
Source: the annotation of a GenBank genome assembly